This is a messenger RNA of Strongylus vulgaris, 264 nucleotides long. The record is from the annotation of a GenBank genome assembly. Lineage: Eukaryota; Metazoa; Nematoda; Chromadorea; Rhabditida; Strongylidae.
AUGGUCCUUUUCAGUACCACUACCUAUGUGUAUACCGACAACAAUCAGUACAAUACUUACUAUCAGUAUUCCGGAAAUGUGCACUCUCCCAGUCAAUCCUACAUGAUCCAUGGCCAUGGAUCCCAAUCACCUGUAUCCGUUGAGGAGGACAACGCGGCAGGACUGGGAGCUGCUACAAGAGCUUCUCCAGCUACUGUAAGUGCUUACGUACCAUGCGCAGUGGCGGUAGUGAGCGCAACGAUGAUAAUUAGUCGGCACUUUUAG